Strongylus vulgaris is the source of this 177-nucleotide messenger RNA. NCBI's taxonomy places the organism in Eukaryota, Metazoa, Nematoda, Chromadorea, Rhabditida, Strongylidae. The record is from the annotation of a GenBank genome assembly.
AUGUUUGGAUACACAACCCUUUUGCGUUCAUUAACCGAAGGUAAAGGCGAAUUUACGAUGGAAUACUCUAGAUAUGCACCUACUAGCGAGCAAUCUCAAAGUGGAGUUAUCCGUGAUUGGCAAGUCUCACAAGGUAUAGAAGUGAGCUCAGAGAAAAACAAAAAGAGCCGAAGAUAG